Molecule: messenger RNA, 3309 nt
Organism: Prunus dulcis (almond)
Lineage: Eukaryota; Viridiplantae; Streptophyta; Magnoliopsida; Rosales; Rosaceae
Product: CCR4-NOT transcription complex subunit 3
Exons: 17
Coding region: 183-2885 (900 amino acids)
Biological process (GO): nuclear-transcribed mRNA poly(A) tail shortening; regulation of DNA-templated transcription
Cellular component (GO): CCR4-NOT core complex; nucleus; P-body
Source: RefSeq, a predicted model, not a curated record
AGUAAAAAUGACUCGAUAUGCUUUGUGACCGAAGAAAAAGAAAAGAAAGAAAAUAGAUAGAUUGAUUCUGCUGUUCUUGUUUGAGCGCAGCGAGCACGCAAGCAAUCAAAACCCUAACCCUACGGUAUUGCAAUUAAAUUUUUUCGAUUCGAUUCGAUUCGAUUCUAUUGGGGAAUUAAAGGAUGGGGGCGAGUCGGAAACUUCAGGGCGAGAUCGACCGCGUUCUCAAGAAGGUCCAAGAAGGCGUGGAUGUCUUCGAUAGCAUAUGGAACAAGGUUUAUGAUACGGACAAUGCGAACCAGAAGGAAAAGUUUGAGGCGGACCUAAAGAAGGAGAUUAAGAAGCUCCAGAGGUACAGGGACCAAAUCAAGACUUGGAUUCAAUCCAGUGAAAUCAAGGAUAAGAAGGUCAGUGCCUCUUAUGAGCAGGCUCUGGUGGAUGCUCGCAAGCUUAUCGAGCGUGAAAUGGAAAGGUUUAAGAUUUGUGAAAAGGAGACCAAAACAAAAGCAUUUUCUAAAGAAGGCUUGGGCCAACAACCUAAAACCGAUCCGAGGGAGAAGGCCAAGUCUGAGACAAGGGAUUGGAUAAACAAUGUGGUUGGGGAGUUGGAAUCUCAGAUUGACAGCUUUGAAGCUGAGAUUGAAGGCCUAUCUUUCAGGAAAGGGAAGGGCAGACCACCCAGACUGACCCAUCUAGAGACAUCUAUUACUCGGCAUAAGGCUCACAUAAUGAAGUUAGAACUGAUCCUGAGGCUAUUGGAUAAUGAUGAACUGAGUCCUGAGCAGGUCAAUGAUGUCAAAGACUUCUUGGAAGACUAUGUUGAACGCAAUCAGGAGGAUUUUGAUGAAUUUAGUGAAGUUGAUGAGCUUUACAACACCUUACCAUUGGACAAAGUGGAGUCCCUUGAAGAUCUGGUUACUAUCGUCCCUCCUGGUCUUGUCAAGGGUGCACCGGUGCUUGGCUUGAAGACUUCUUUGGCAGUAUCCGCAACUCCAAUGCCUGCCGCAGCUACUUCCACUACUCAGCAGAGUACUUCUGUACAAGAGCCAGUUGAAGAUACAGUUUCCCAGGACAGUAAUGUUGAUAAUAUUCCUAGGACUCCACCUCCUAAAAGUAGUGCACUUGCUUCUUCUCCUGCAUCAACACCAGUUGGGGGUCAUGCAAGUCCUCUCUCUGUUAGUGUUUCAUCUCACAAUUUGCCUGGUCCGCCAAGUGUUUCAGCCGUUCCAGGUUCAAUUGCUGUUCGUGGUGUCACAGAGAAUGCAGGAGCUUCUAAUUCUUCAUCUCCUGUAAGUCUGUCUGCUUCUGUGAAGGAAGAAGAAUUAGCAAGCUUCCCGGGCCGUAGACCAUCGCCAUCUCUUUCUGAUGGUGGGCUUGUGAGGGGCGUUGGUAGAGGUGGCCUCUCUGCACAGAGUCCAUCUAGUAACCCUCUUAGUUCUAGCAAUGUAGCUCCUAGUAAUAGUACCCUUAGUGCAGCUCCUUCGGUUUCUGAUGUGACAAAGAGAAAUAUAUUGGGAGCUGAUGAGAGAAUUGGGAGUAGUAGCGUAGUGCAGCCUCUUGUUUCCCCUCUAAGUAACAGAUUGAUCUUGCCUCAAGCUGCCAAGGCUAGUGAUGGAAGUAUUCCAGUUGAUUCUGGUAAUGCUGGUGAGGCUGCUGCUAUUCCUGGCAGAGCAUUUUCUCCUUCUAUGGUCUCCAGCAUGCAAUGGAGGCCUGGAAGUUCCUUCCAAAACCAGAACGAAGCGGGGUUGUUUCGUGGAAGAACUGAAAUAGCACCUGAUCAGAGGGAGAAAUUUUUGCAGCGGCUCCAACAAGUGCAGCAAGGUCACAGUACCAUUCUCGGCAUGCCUCCUCUUGCUGGUGGAAAUCAUAAGCAAUUUUCUGGACAGCAGCAAAAUCCACUCUUACAACAGUUUAAUUCUCAGAACUCAUCUGUAUCUUCUCAAGCUGGCCUCGGAGUAGGGGUACAAGCCCCAGGUCUUGGUACUGUUGCACCUACCACCUUACAGCAGCAGCUAAAUUCUAUCCAUCAACAGUCUAACCAACAGGCAUUGAUGUCGAGUGGACCAAAAGAAGCUGAUGUUGGUCAUCCAAAAGUUGAGGACCAGCAGCAACAACAAAAUACACCUGAUGAUUCAACUGUGGACUCUACGCCGGUUUCUGGGCUUGUAAAGAAUCUAAUUAAUGAGGAUGAUUUGAAAGCCUCAUAUGCAAUUGAUUCUCUGGCUGGAGUUUCUGGCUCUUCGACAGAGCCUGCUCAAGUACCACGAGAUAUCGAUCUCUCUCCUGGGCAACCUUUACAGCCCAAUCAACCUUCUGGUAGUCUUGGUGUUAUUGGCCGAAGAAGUGUUUCUGACCUUGGUGCAAUUGGUGAUAACCUUUCUGGAUCAACUCCUAAUUCUGGGGGAACGCACGAUCAGUUGUAUAAUUUGCAGAUGCUUGAGGCUGCUUAUUACAAACUUCCACAACCCAAAGACUCGGAACGUGCAAGGAGCUACACUCCAAGGCACCCUGCAAUAACUCCUCCUAGCUACCCCCAAGCACAAGCACCUAUUGUUAACAAUCCUGCCUUCUGGGAACGUUUGGGUCUUGAACCGUACGGCACUGAUACCCUGUUCUUUGCAUUUUACUAUCAGCAGAACACUUAUCAGCAAUAUUUGGCAGCCAAAGAGUUGAAGAAGCAAUCUUGGAGAUACCACAGGAAAUAUAACACUUGGUUUCAACGACACGAGGAGCCAAAAGUUGCCACUGAUGAAUAUGAACAGGGGACAUAUGUGUACUUUGACUUCCAUAUCGCAAAUGAUGAUCUACAACAUGGAUGGUGUCAAAGGAUCAAAACCGAGUUUACUUUUGAAUAUAACUAUCUUGAAGAUGAACUUAUCGUUUAGAAAAUGUUCAGAGGAUGCUAUGCUACCACAUUGAGCAUGUCAUGGUCAACUUCCUGGUAAUAAUAGAGUCAGAAUAUUGGUGGUGGGAGCUUGUUGAUGGUUACAGGUUUACUAGGCUUAAUGUUGUUGAUGGUAUCUACUAUCUAGUGUUUGAUUUUUUUUUAACUGUAAAAGGGAGACUAUUUUUGUCUUUUCCGUCUAUAAUGAAAUACAAAUGUAUUGUUAUUUCUCCACUUUUGUUUUAUUUAGCACAUUAUGUAUAUUGACGAAAGCAAAAGGCAAAGUUGAAAGCUCAAAGCUCAAAGCUCAAUUGCUUGCUAGUAGGGUGCUAUGCUAUGGGCCACUAAUUUCUUCUAGGUUAUUAAACUUUGGUAGUGGCUCUUUUUAAUUUAACGUGGUAAAGCAAAUGCUGCUGACUGAGUUA